GUGUGUAGUGUGUGUUUUGGUGGGUGGUGGGGUCAUUUCUUUUGUCAGCACAAGAAAAAUCCAUUCUUUUUUUAUCUUCACUCCUCUCUCAGUCACUGCCCUCGGCACUCUGUUUCCCGCUUCUUCUUGAAUUUGACCAUUUUGUUUCUUCCUCUCUGGGGAGGGUGUGGUGUAAAGCAAAGAGAGAAGGGAUAGGGAGAUAGAUAGGCGUAUACAUAAAAACAAGAGAUGGGGGAGGGGUUUGAGAUUUCUGCAAAAGAGAGCAAUCAAGAAGAAGGGGAAGUGAUGGAUACUCCCGAGAGGAGCAAGAACAACCAGAUCGCAGCUUCUAUAAGCAAAUUUGAGGACUCCCCUGUCUUUAACUUUCUCAACAGUCUUUCCCCCAUCAAGCCAGUUAAAUCCAUACACAUCACUCAGACGAUCAAUCCUCUUAGUUUUGCAACUCUUCCAUCUGUUUUCACUUCACCCCAUGUUAGUUCUCUCAGGGAAUCUAGAUUUCUUCGAAGGCAUCAGCUUUCAGAUCCAUCAAAACCCGAGUUUUCUUCUGAUGAACGGAGCACAAUUGAUACAAAUAAGGUAAAUAUUGAGUCUAGUAAACAAUCGGAUGAAGAGCGGGAAAAUCUCAACCAAAGGGUAUCUGAUGGUGAAGUGGCUGGUGGGCCAUCUUAUGAUUGCUCAAAGCUUGUAGUUGAGUCUGCAGAAGAUCCGAGUUAUGAUUUUAAUAGUCCCAACUCCGGCUUAAGACCUAGCUGUGGUCUUAAAGCCAAACACAUGGCGGAUUAUGCGUGCAACAGUUCAACACUUGUGCCAUUUGUACAAGAGGCCUCUCAAAGGGGUUCAUAUGGAAGUGAAGUGAAUAUUGAGGGGGUAAGCCAGGUUGAUCAAGAUAAAGAUGUCUCAUCGUGUGACUGGGAGAACUUGAUUUCUGAUGCCUCCAAUCUGUUAAUUUUUGAAUCACCAAAUGGUACAGAUUCUUACAAGAAAUCAACUGAUCCUGGGACGAGUUUCUACGCAAGUAUACCGAAUGACAUGCAGAAUAUGCACUCUCUUUGUGCAGCGGGUCCUGGUGAGCAAGCUGGAGAGGGAGGUGAACCAGAGCACUUGUCCACCCAGCCUGGAGAAGGAAGUGAGAUAACAGAAAUUGCUGAUAGCCAUGACAUAAUUGCUGGUUCUUCGAAAAUGGAUUAUGAGCAUCUUUCUGGUCUUUACCGCGGUAUGAGAAGACGCUGUCUUGUCUUUGAGAUGGCAGGAGGCCGCAGAAAGCAUAUGGAUGAGAAUUCAGGCUCUGAUUCUUCUGCAAUGCUGCAAUCUGAUGGCAGCACUUCCUCCAAUGACCAGAAACUACUUCCCAUGAGAACAGGAAAUGAUUCUUCACGUCGUGUUUUGCCUGGCAUUGGCUUACACUUGAAUGCUCUUGCAACAACUCCUAAGGACUACAAAAUUGUCAACCAUGAUUCGUCAGCUUCUGGAAGACUAUUGAUUGGACCUAGCACAUCGGUCAAUUUCCAUCCUUCAACUACUGGUCAAGAACUGUUGAACAACAUUUUAUCUGUUGCCCCAUCGGACAGAGAAAUUGAUGGCAUUGAUAAUGCUCUUCUGCCCGUUGAAGAUUGCCAGGCAUCGGGAUAUAUGGCGAAUGAAGAGAUCAAUCAGAAUAGUCCAAAGAAGAAGAGGCGUAGGGUGGAACAAUCUGGGGAGGGUGAAGCCUGUAAGCGGUGUAACUGCAAGAAAUCAAAAUGCCUAAAACUUUACUGUGAGUGCUUUGCUGCUGGGGUGUACUGUGUGGAGCCGUGCGCCUGUAUAGAUUGCUUCAACAAACCCAUCCAUGAAGACACUGUCCUCGCAACACGCAAACAGAUAGAGUCAAGAAAUCCUCUUGCUUUUGCUCCCAAAGUGAUCAGGGGCCCUGAUUCUCUAUCAGAAACUGGGGACGACUCCAGCAAAACUCCUGCUUCCGCUCGGCAUAAAAGAGGAUGCAAUUGCAAGAAAUCUGGUUGCCUCAAGAAAUACUGUGAAUGCUAUCAGGGUGGUGUUGGCUGCUCCAUUAACUGCCGAUGUGAAGGGUGUAAAAAUGCAUUUGGUAGAAAGGAUGGAUCGGGUGUAAUAAGCACGGAAGUGGAAGUCGAGGAAGAUGAAACAGAUAUGCCAGAAAAGAGCAUGCUGGACCCAAGUUUCCAGAACACUGCAGUCGAAAAUGACCUGGAGCAGAACAUUGAUUCUGCGCCUCCGGCAACACCUUUACGGGCUGGAAGGCAAUCAGUUCAGCUCCCAUUUUCCUCAAAGAAGAAACCACCAAGGUCCUCUUUUCCUUCUAUCGGCUCCUCAUCCGGUAUCUAUGCUGGCCAAGGUUUCGGCAAGCCAAGAUUCUUGCCACCACCACCCAAGUUUGAUAAGCAUUUUGAAACUGUUAGAGAAGAAGAAAUGCCCGACUUUCUUCAGGGAGGAUCACCAGUCAGUGGCAUCAAAUCAUUGUCUCCUAAUGGGAAGAGAGUUUCUCCUCCUCAUGGUGUUGUGGGUACGUCCCCCGGUCUCCGGAGCAGCAGAAAACUGAUACUUCAAUCGAUACCGUCUUUCCCUUCUCUCACCCCAAAUCAGUGAACCGAUCUUUUCCGCGCGGUGAGCUUCUUGAUGUGGCCCUUGUAGUUAUGUAAGAUAUAUGUUGUGUUAGUCUAUGCUUCCUUGAGUUUUGCCCUUCUAAUUCUUGUAUAAU
This is a messenger RNA of Sesamum indicum (sesame), 2710 nucleotides long. RefSeq names its product TESMIN/TSO1-like CXC 2 (gene TCX2). The record is from RefSeq and is a predicted model, not a curated record. Gene Ontology annotation, molecular function: DNA-binding transcription factor activity. NCBI's taxonomy places the organism in Eukaryota, Viridiplantae, Streptophyta, Magnoliopsida, Lamiales, Pedaliaceae.